Molecule: messenger RNA, 7665 nt
Organism: Motacilla alba alba
Lineage: Eukaryota; Metazoa; Chordata; Aves; Passeriformes; Motacillidae
Gene: PSKH1
Product: protein serine kinase H1
Exons: 4
Coding region: 310-1566 (418 amino acids)
Biological process (GO): protein phosphorylation
Molecular function (GO): protein kinase activity; ATP binding
Source: RefSeq, a predicted model, not a curated record
CCCGGCGCGCGGUGAUGACGUCAGGAGGCGGCGCCGCGCCGCGGCCGGAGUGGGCCGAGGUUGGAUGAAGAGUCUCAACUUCUUCCACAUGUCCCUUUAAAACAUUUCUUAUUUCUCCACUUGCUUCUCCCCAUGGAAGACAGGCUGGGCUUCCUUUUCUGCUGUUCAUGCUGAGCAGUUGCUUGGAGAGGUGGUGCUUGAGUGGAAAUACACCUGGUGAUGAUUCAAAUGUGGGAAUCACCCCAGAUGUGGUUGCUGCUGGUGCUCCCCUGGGAACAUGCCUUGAUAGGGAAUUAACACCAGUCAGUGAUGGGCUGUGGGACAAGCAAAGUGCUUCCCGAGCCCCCCAAAGAUGUGCAGCUAGACCUGGUUAAAAAAGUGGAACCUUACACCGGCCACAGUGACAUAUACAAGCACUUCAUCAAGGAUGACUGCGGGGCUGUCAUCAAAGCCGGCUCUCCCUCCCCUCCCCAUCACACCAACCCCUAUCCCGGGAACCCCCUGCCCGCCCAGCAGCCCGAGCCCCGCAAGAACAAAGUGGCCAAAUACCGCGCCAAGUUCGACCCGCGAGUGACGGCCAAGUACGACAUCAAGGCGCUGAUCGGGAGGGGCAGCUUCAGCCGCGUGGUACGGGUGGAGCACAAGGCCACCAAGCAGCCCUACGCCAUCAAGAUGAUCGAGACCAAGUACCGGGAGGGGCGCGAGGUGUGCGAGUCGGAGCUGAGCGUCCUGCGCCGUGUGCGCCACACCAACAUCAUCCAGCUGAUCGAGGUGUUCGAGACGCAGGACCGCGUCUACAUGGUCAUGGAGCUGGCCACCGGCGGAGAGCUCUUCGACCGCAUCAUCGCCAAGGGCUCCUUCACCGAGAGGGACGCCACGCGCGUGCUGCAGAUGGUGCUGGACGGGGUGAGGUACCUGCACACGCUGGGCAUCACCCACCGCGACUUGAAGCCGGAGAACCUGCUGUACUACCACCCCGGAACGGACUCCAAGAUCAUGAUCACGGACUUCGGGCUGGCGAGCGCGCGGAAGAAGGGGGACGACUGCCUGAUGAAAACCACGUGUGGCACCCCGGAGUACAUCGCUCCCGAGAUCCUGGUCAGGAAGCCCUACACCAACUCCGUGGACAUGUGGGCGCUGGGGGUGAUCUCGUACAUUCUCCUCAGCGGCACGAUGCCCUUUGAGGACGACAACCGCACCCGCCUGUACCGGCAGAUCCUGAAGGGAAAGUACAGUUACUCAGGCGAGCCCUGGCCCAGCGUGUCCAACCUGGCCAAGGAUUUCAUCGACCGCCUGCUGACGGUGGACCCCAGCGACAGGAUGACGGCCCUUCAGGCCCUGAAGCACCCGUGGGUGGUCAGCAUGGCAGCCUCCUCCUCCAUGAAGAACCUGCACCGUUCCAUCUCACAGAACCUUCUCAAGAGGGCGUCCUCCCGCUGCCAGAGCACCAAGUCGGCGCAGUCCACCCGCUCCAGCCGCUCCACCAAAUCCAACAAGUCGCGGCGCGUGCGGGAGCGGGAGCUGCGCGAGCUCAACCUGCGCUACCAGCAGCAGUACACGGGCUGAGCGCCCGCCGGGCGCCCUGCCGCGGGUCUGCUGUGCGCUGCGGGUGUGCACACACCCGGUGAGGAACGGCCGGGUUCCUCCCUCCCUCCCUGCAGGCGUGCCCCCCUCGCACGAGGAGGCGUCCCCCUCACCCCGUGCGGAGGAAAGGGAACCUUGUGGUGGCCGUCCCAGCCUGCGAGCCGUGCCACGGGGUCUCGUGCCAGAAACGGGGGAGUCCUUGUGGGCUCGGAGCCUCAAGGAAUUAAGGAGCCACGUGGGGAGAAGAGCUCUUUCUGUAGCCCAGGAGCUUGGUUGUUCAUAGUUAUUUAUUAAUUCCAGAGCGUUUAGUUUCUCUCACUUGUGUAUGGGAAAAAGAAGAAGUCGCUUGGUGUGUCUGUGCGCGCACAUCCGUGUGUGCACGUACACGUGUGGGGGUGUAUAUGUAUUUAAAAGUUAUGUAUACACAGAUCUUGAGCUGCUUUAGUCAGACUCCGUGGUGCCUUUGCAGCGAAGCUGGAAUGAGUCAUGUGCAGUCAGAAGUGGGAUAGCUCUGACUCACUGGUGUGCUGCCCACCAGCUCCUCGCCAAAGAGAUGCCAGACAGCAGUUUUCCACCAGGGCUGGGAAGCUGUGAGGUUUCCCCCAAGGGCUGCCAUCCUCCUGAUGACGUCAAGGGCUCACUUGCCUGAUGACAUCAAGGGUUUACCCCUGGAAUCGUCCUUUCCCUGUUUGCAGCAAGACCAGUGCCUGUCAUGCAGGGUUUGUUGUUCUUGCGGCUCUGUUGUGUCUCUGACGUGUUACACACCUUGCACCCUUCAGAAGAAGAUUGAGAAGGUUGAGGGUUUUUUGUGCUAAGGGGAAAAAAGAGGGGGGGGUAAGUUUUAGGGAUAUGCUUCCCACCAGAGAUGUGGGAUGGGCUAUAACCACUGUAAGCACAGUGUUACUGACCAUGUCACUGCACCAGAACUUUGGUGGUUCCAGGCUGCUCCCUGCCUGCGGAUUUGACAGGCCUCCCCUGCUUUGUGUGCCUGUGCAGCCCCAGCACUGCCCUCCCUGCUUUGGGACAGUGGUGGUGGGAGCUGUUGGAGUGGCCACAAAUGGCUCCAAAGCAUCAGGGUAGGGACUUGGAUUGUGGAAGCCCAGUCUGGGAGUGUCAGCAGUGACAGUAACCUGGAGACUUUGUACAACUGCCCUAGAGCUGUGAGGGGUGACUUAAGUUCACCAGGAAAAAGCUGCCUUUGAGGAGUCUUUGUGCUGCGUAGGUGAUGAGGUGGCCUCUUACGAAGGACUCUCAGGGGAGAUGGGGGCUGCAGAGCUGAGCUUUCUGCAAGCCUGCUGAGAUUCUCUUCCCAGCUAGUUAGAGCAGCAAAGUGGGGCUGAUGGCACAGGCACAGGAUGGAUUUGGCUUCUCAUGGUAGCAGAGACAAGAUCAGCAGUGAAGAAAGAUGCUGGGGUUUGAAACUUUUCUCACAAAGCCACACAAUUUGCUUUGUGCUGUGCACUUGGGAAGGGCUUGCUUGGCUCUGGGCUAGAGGUGCAGGCAGUCCAAGCUCAAGGGUCUGGUGAGCUUGGCUUUUUCCUAGGAUUGAUGCCUGUGCCACUGUGUUUCAGUGUCAGCAGGGCUGAAGUGGUCAGUGACAUCUCCGGGGAGCUCUCACAGUCACUCCUAGUCAGCAAACAGCAAAGCAGCUUUAAUGGGAGAAGAUUGGAGUUUUCUGUGCUAGGGUAAAAAAAGUUAAAGGGGGAUUUCUGAGGGUGUGCUUCCCACCCCAAAGGUGGGAUGGGCUGUAAAUAAGUGUAACUAGCCUGGUAUGCCCAAGCAUGUGGUGGGGAAUAGAGCAGAAACUUGAGAACAGCCACUGUGUGUAGCAGGAGUGAGUUCAAAGUCGUUUGUGUUAUUUUGAAAACCUCACAUCCUUUGCAGGCUGCCCUUGCUCUGAGCAACCCAUCCGACCAUGUCACACACAGUCUUUAUUCCAUCAGCAUUAACAGAUACUGUAGAAUUCCCCAUAUUUGUUUUUUCCAACUCUGUGGACUGCAAACAAAAAUGUUUUCAGCAUUUUUUACCCCCUCACAUUGUUUUUCCCUAGUUUGUUACCAGGAACUAUAAACUAGAUGUGAUUUCUGACAAAGCAGGCAGCUUGCCACAUUUUGCUUCAUAAACAGUUCAGUGUCCCUCCUGGUACUGCAAACAGCUCUCCAAAAGCAGGAGCCCCUCUUAGGCCAGUAUCAGCUGGACCAUGGGGGCCCUGCAGGUCAGGUGGUGGCAGGAGGCUCCCUUGGAGCACUUCUGGUUCUGAGCCAUUACUUGAAGGGGCUUUGGUGUGUUUGGAGCAUCACUCCAGGCACUGUGAUUGCUUUUACCUCCUGGCUGCUCCCAUGGCCCUCUCCAGAUUAUCCUGCAUUUUUAUCCAUAAAACAGGGAUUUUGCCUGUCUGAGGGGGUCAAACUGAUGAACUGAGCCAAGACCUCUAGAACUGAGACCCUUCCCCUUAACCACUAGACCAUGAAAAUGCACAGGCAUCACGCAGAUACCUGCCCAUGCUGUUCCUUUAUCCUUCCCUUAUGGGAUGAGGAAUGCAUAAAGCUCUGGGCUAACCAGGCUUGUUUCUCCACCUUCACAAAGCAGAGCAAGAAUCUUCUCAUCUGUGACAAUUUCUGUGUCAUUGAUCUUUUCCACAGCUGUUUUUUCACCAGGGGAAGUUCGGAGUGAUCGUUUGUGGUUACUUUGGGCUGGAAUACGUUUUGAGAAGCAGGAGGUUGCUGUGCAGGUUCCUGACAGUGCCAGGAUUUGGUGGUGAUGCUCUGUGACUAGGGGUGAAGUGUCAGGAGGGAGAAUCCAUCACAGAGCUGAGAAUACUGGGUAGCUGCAGCUGCCUCUCUGUGGUGUCGAGGUGUGUGCAGUCCUUGGGCACUCCACGCUUGGGAAUUGUGGGAAGGGGACCAAGGUCACCCAUAACGAGCUUUGGCUUUUCUAAAAAAAAGAACUCAAAUUCUUCUCACAAAUGCAACAUUUUCUUGUCUGCAUGGAAAAAUCAGUGUAAACUUGGGAAAAUCUUUACAGGCUUUCCUUCCCUCGUUCUGUUUUAACACUCUUGGCUCACUCCUUCUUCUUUUUCUAAAUCCAAUAUUCAUAGGAACUCUGCAGCCAGACAAUAACAUGUGACCAGAGGGGAGAUGAGCAGAGAGCUCUGUCCAAGUGACCCUGGAGUCCACAGUGAUCUUUCACUCAGUCUGGAAAACUGUGAUGAUCCAAAUGCCACGUUGGAAGGUCUGGCUAAAGGACAAUUCCUCAGGUGCUUUUAUUCUUGCAAGUGGGACAUGUUUUCAGUUGGGUCUGGUGUGGAGGGGGACAGGCAAAGUGCUGUAAUUCUGAGCCAUAGUCCAGGUGCCUUCAAUCUGUCCUCUAAGAAGCUCUUCACUGUGAAUUACCUUGAUCAUCUGUCUUCAUUCCACAGGAGCAGCUCAGUGCUCAGUUGGUCUUAAGUCUCAGGAGUUUACACUUUUCAGAAGUGCCUUUUUUGGGGAUUUUAGAAACUAAAAUCUCUCUGAAAUGUUUUUUUUUUCUACUUUUUCAUUUAAUUUUUUUUAUGUCCUUCUUUGACUCUCAAUAGUGGUUCUUAAUUUGGCUCGCAGGGUGUUUUUGGGAAACUUCCCUCUGGUCCUCAAUGUGCAGGGAGGACAGAAGUAACACCUGCCUGUUCCAGACCACCACAAAUCUGAGUGCUUCUGUUUUGGCCUGCUCUGGCUCACGCAGGGGAAGUGGAGUUGGAAUGACACCUAGUGGCAAAUUGUGGUGUGUCCUUGUCCAAGCACAGCCCUCUCCUUGCCACUCUUUGAGGAGUAAAGGGAUUUAGGGUGGUUUGUCUUUUGGAACUUAGCAGUACUGUGUAAAACAAUCCCAUCUUUUUGUCCUGGGAGUUUGGCUGCUCUCUCAGGGGAGAGAAUUACAGCUUCAAAGAAUGUGGCCUUUUGGUUCCUUGAUUUUUAUUAUUUUUGUUGAGGGUUAUUGGAAAAGAAUGUGAAAAAGUCAUCCAGAAAUUGCUUUAGGGGCUCUAAAGAUUCGCAUCCAGUUUUUGAGUGCGUAGUGUGUUUUCCUAAAGCUGCAGUUACCAGUCCAUGUUUGAUUUACUUCUCACUCAGCCUUCUAAAAAUCCCAACACCUCAACCCAGUGGGGGUAGAAACCGCCCUUCCUUUGGUCCUGAAGAAGUCUGUGCUGUUGAACCCUGCAGCUGGGAUAGCAUCCAGACGCUCCUGCUCUGUGUUGUUCUUGGAAGCACACAGCUGCAGGUGAAGGAAAGCUUGAGAGCCUUGUGAGGAGCUUAAGCCCAGACAAGAGGGCUCAGACUUGCUGGCUUUGGUAGUGAUGUGGAAACCAGCUGCAGUGGAGGGCCUGCUUCUCGUGUUUGUUCUGGAUGUGAUAAACCCUCACGCUCUUCUUUGGAAUCUGGGCAUUUUCCUCUUUUGGGUGAGAUAUUUUCUGUUCUGGUAAUUUACACUUUUUCUGAGGCCCUGCUUCAUUUCUCAGUCCUGUUUUCUACCUGAGUGUUUGGCUGCAGUACUAAAAGAGUCAACUUUUGUCUGAUGCACGAACUGGAAUAGGAAUGAUGGUUCACUUGGCUGCUGGGCAGCAGCUCUGGGUUUGGCUUUGCAGGAGCUGUGGCAAGUCCAGGGGCAAGGUAGAAGCUUCCAUAUGGUGCCUUUGAGGACCUGCAGUGCAGGCUCAGCUCAGUCUUGUACCACAUAGGGCAGCUCCUGUGUGGCUGUUACAGGUUUCUGAUUAGGCUGUGUGGGGCCAUAUUGUUUUAAGUAAUGAUGCUGAGGAUUUGAGGGGUUUGAUGUGGGAUAAAUUAAAAUCUCAAUUGUUUGACUUAAUUUAGUUUUCUAAAUGAUGCAAAGCAACACAGACAUUGGCUUCUUUGUCACCAGUGUGAGCCCUAGAAUUUGCAGGGAGGUUGGGUUGUCCAGGCCUCUCACCCACUCAGCUUUCUCCUGGAAAGUGUCACGAAGUGCCUGUACCACUCAGUGCGUGUACCCAGUCCCAAGUUGCCUUCACCUCUCUUGGGAGGGCUUCGGUGCUUUUUUGACCACUCAGUCUCCUCUCUAUCCCUGGAUUAAGAGUGCAGCACUCCAAGGCAGGUGCCUGCAUGUCAGCUGUGCCUUACUGUGCAGGAAACUUCCCAAAGAAAUAAAUGUGAACACCAGGGAUGUGCGGUGGCAAGCGGCAUCAUGGAGCUCAGUGCCUCCCACCCUCGGUGUGCUGGGGCAGCGGGAGCUCUGCCUGGUGACAAUUGUCCCUCUCCCGCUGUCCCCCCCUGCCUGGUGAUACUGCAGAUGUGUGAUGGGCGAGCCGUGGCUGCUGUUGCAGAGGUUGCUGCGCUGUUUGUUUGCUGCAUGUGGAAUCGGUUCCUGCAGCAGCUCCGUGGCCCAGCGAGGUGUGUUACAAACCAGCAGCUCCUGCGCACGCCCCGAUGCCGGGAGCUUUCCUGUUGCCUUUCCCUACGGGAAGAACCUCCCGGGAAGCCCUUGGGAUCCGAGAUCUUCCGGCACUUGAUGUUAUUUUUGGUUGCCCAGUUUCCGGUGCUGGGUUGGAAUGGUUUGGAAGCAACUCCGGUCUCAUCCAGUCGGUCUGUGUCCCAUCCAGUGUCCCAUUCUGUGCCUUGCCUUUCGAGUCCUGGCUUUACUCUAAGGACUGUCCUGUCAGAUGAGGUGGGACCAUUGUAAUUAGUCUGUAAUGUUCAAGUUAGAGUGUACAGAAUUAUUUAUUUGUUGUACUCGAUCUGCUAAAACAUGUCCAUGUAUUCUGUGUACCCCAUGGCUCUGCUUCCUUUCUUCUGCCCGGUGGAUCACCUGCAGGCUGGCUGCUGGAAGGCAAUUCCAGGCCUGGUUUCCAGGCUGGAAAUGAUGGUCAGUAACUACGUGGAGAGCCAGGAGGUGCUCACCCCUCUGUCACAUUCGUAGAUCACAGCAAGAGGUACCAAAGUGCCCAUCAGAGGGUUUGCUGGUUUCUGUAAUGCAGCUGCCAGACCAGGAGCUGCCCGAGGGAGACCUUGUGCGGGGCUGGGAUGUCCGGGGGGUGCCCUGGAUGAGACAGGCACUCAGCCUGUGGCUGGAAGGUGU